AGAAAAUUGAGCUUAUCUCAUCACCCACCAAACAUCUCUCCUCUAUAUAAAGGAAAUAGGCAGAGGGUUCUCUAUACAUAAACAUAUAGAUACAUAAUAGUGUUAUAUAAAUCGAGAUAUAGUAUCGAUUUAUUGAGUACUAAAAUACUAAUCAACUAACAAAGAUGAAAGGUGGAAGUGGAAGCAUGGAGAAACUGAAGCCGAUAUUAGCGAUAAUAUCACUGCAAUUUGGGUAUGCAGGCAUGUACAUCAUUACCAUGGUCUCUUUCAAGCAUGGCAUGGACCAUUGGGUCCUUGCCACAUACCGCCAUAUCGUUGCAACGCUGGUCAUGGCUCCCUUUGCUCUAGUAUUCGAGAGGAAAAUUAGGCCUAAGAUGACACUACCAAUUUUCUAUAGGCUUCUUGCUCUUGGAAUACUAGAACCCCUUAUGGACCAGAACUUCUACUACAUAGGAUUGAAAUCCACGUCAGCAUCGUACACUUCUGCCUUUACCAAUGCACUUCCCGCCGUCACCUUCAUUCUCGCCCUCAUUUUCAGGCUUGAGACAGUGAACUUUAGAAAGAUACACAGUAUUGCAAAAGUGGUAGGAACGGUAAUAACGUUGGGAGGAGCAAUGGUAAUGACUUUGUACAAAGGUCCUGCCAUUGAAAUCGUGAAAGCUGCACAUUCUUCCUUCCAUGGUGGCUCAACCACAGCCACUGGCCAGCACUGGGUCACCGGAACCUUAGCCAUCAUGGGAAGUAUCUCCACUUGGGCUGCUUUCUUUAUUUUACAGUCGUUCACAUUAAAACUUUACCCGGCUGAGCUAUCUCUGGUGACGUUGAUAUGUGGGAUCGGAUCGAUAUUAAACUUUGCGGUUUCGAUGAUAUUUGUCCGUGACUUGAGCGCCUGGAAAAUCGGCAUGGAUUCCGGGACACUCGCAGCGGUUUACUCCGGAGUGGUUUGUUCAGGCAUUGCGUAUUACGUACAAAGCAUUGUGAUAAAGCAACGUGGCCCUGUGUUUACGACGUCAUUUAGUCCUAUGUGUAUGGUUAUUACUUCAUUCCUCGGUGCACUGGUUCUGGCUGAGAAAAUCCACCUAGGAAGUAUAAUCGGAGCAGUUUUCAUCGUCAUUGGACUAUAUAGUGUGGUCUGGGGAAAAAGCAAAGAUGUAGUUAAUCCCUUGGAUGAGAAAAUAGUAGCUGAAGAGCUUCCGAUUACUAACUUGGUCAAACAAAACGGUCAUGGUCUCUCGGAAGCACCAAUGAACGGUCUUGAUGUCUCGAGAGCAGCAACUAACACUGAGGUUGCAAAUAUCUGAAUCGAUCCCGCAGAGAAAAAGGAAGAUACAAAGACAAAGAUGUGUUGAAAUUUUGAUAUCUUUCUAUGUUGUUCUGUGUGUUUAAAUGCUUUUAAAAGUUUCUAAAUCGUCCUACCCUUCCUUAGCUGUAGACAUGUAGUAUCUUUACAUAUGUCUAUGUAUUCUCUGCUUUUACUUCUUGUAUUUUGAAAUUUCAAGGUGGUAAAAUUUGGCCUAAGACAAAAACAAUUGUCAAAUUGGUUUUACCAACAAAAAAAAAACAAUUGUCAAA
This is a messenger RNA of Eruca vesicaria subsp. sativa (arugula), 1572 nucleotides long. The record is from the annotation of a GenBank genome assembly. Lineage: Eukaryota; Viridiplantae; Streptophyta; Magnoliopsida; Brassicales; Brassicaceae.